UCUUACUUUCCCUCUCCCACGCGUCCCCCUCCUCUCCCCUCACGCGGCGACACGUCUCCGUCUCCUCCUCCUACGAAUUAGGGUUUCACAAAUCGGAAACUAGGGUUUCGGAAGAGGCGAUUAGGGAGAGAGAGAGAGAGGAGAUGGAGAAGGGAGGAGGAAGAGGAGGAAGAGCGUUCGGAGUGCGGAGGAAACCAGUGACGAAGCGGCGGUGUAAGGGUGCGGGGAUCGCGAGAGCCGUCGCCGAGUACCUCGUCUCCGAUUCGUACAUGUACGCGCCCCUCAUCGACCCUCCGACGAUGCCGCCGCCGAAGGGUUCGUCUCCUUCCUCAGAGAAAGGGGUUCCUGCGGCUCAUAGUUACAAAGGCUGUUGGUGAAGUGAUUUCUUUUUUCCUGCUGCAGGUACUAAUAUGGCAUGAUGUGUAUAGUUGUGUUGUAAUCUGGAGUAUGUAAUUCUAUUUUAGUGUUUUCUUUCAUGUUGCUGCUGUUUCUUACUAGUAGUAUGCGGUACCUUUUAGUAAUGUUUUUUGGCUUGUUCACUUGUCUCUAAAAUAGCAAUCUUUAUUCCGUGUUUUGUUGACUUAA
Messenger RNA from Ananas comosus (pineapple), 585 nucleotides. RefSeq lists its product as uncharacterized. The coding region runs from base 144 to 377 and encodes 77 amino acids. The transcript is spliced from 2 exons. The record is from RefSeq and is a predicted model, not a curated record. Lineage: Eukaryota; Viridiplantae; Streptophyta; Magnoliopsida; Poales; Bromeliaceae.